AGAGAUGGCCGACCAGGAGCGAGAUGACAUCCCGAUGCUGCUACGAAACGUGGAGCUCCCAAAAUUCCCCCGGAGCACGUCGAUGUGCAUGCCGAUGAGGGACGAGGACUACGAGGAGGACACCUACGUGCCCCACACCGGCCCUCUGUCCAGCCAGCCGCCGGCCCAGACUGCGUCGGGCAAUCCGUUUGUCGGCAGGCGCACGCCGGACAGGCCGCCGCGGCACCCGCAGGUGAAGCCGGUCAGCAAGCCGCAGGCUGUCAUGCCGGAGGAGGCUGGGGGGAACAGGUGGUCUCACGGUGGGGAUGGUCCCAAGAAUGAGCAUCUGAUGAUGUCUGGGCCUUUGGGGCAGUGCGAUAAUCCGGAUUGUGUUAACUGCCCUCCCGCGUGCAAGAACAAGAGAUAUUUCCAGAGAGCUCCGCAUCAUUUUGACAAUAAGCUCCAUAACAUUCUCUAUGCUCACCAACGUGGGUGGAAGAAGAGCAUUGAGCGUUUCCUUUCAUACAUCCCGAUCAUGAAUCCACACGCCAAGGUUGUUCAACAGUGGAACCAAUUCUUUGUGAUAUCUUGCCUGGUUGCCAUCUUCAUAGAUCCUCUGUUCUUCUUCCUAUUGUCAGUACAAAAGGAUAACAAAUGCAUAGUGUUGAACUGGAAGUUCGCUACAGGGCUUGCCGUUGUGAGAAGUGUUUCUGAUGCUAUUUAUUUUAUGCACAUGCUUCUUCAGUUCAGACUGGCUUAUGUGGCUCCAGAGUCGAGAGUCGUGGGAGCUGGAGAUUUAGUUGAUGAGCCAAAGAAAAUUGCUGUUCAUUAUCUCCGGGGACAUUUUUUACUUGAUUUCUUCGUCCUGCUUCCACUUCCUCAGGUGAUGAUAUUGGUAGUCAUUCCUAGAUAUGUUGGGUUAUCAACAGCAGACAUCGCCAAGAAUUAUUUGCGUGUCACUGUUCUUCUUCAGUAUGUCCCCCGCAUCCUCAGAUUUGUACCAUUGCUUGGUGGCAAUCAGUCUGCCACUGGAUUCAUAUUUGAGUCAGCAUGGGCUAAUUUUGUGAUCAACCUUCUAAUGUUUGUUAUGUCGGGACAUGUUGUUGGUUCAUGUUGGUACCUUUUCGGAUUACAGAGGGUUAACCAAUGCCUACAAAAUGCCUGUUCCGCAUCCAAAAUUCCAUCCUGUGAGGUUUUUCGAGACUGCGGACGCGACUUUGAUACUGUGGGGCAACCUGGGUUAAAUUGGCAGAAGUGGUAUAAUGAUUCUGCCUCAACAUCAUGUUUCAGUACUGGAGAUGGUUCUACUUUCAAAUACGGCAUUUAUCAGGAAGCUGUUCUGCUGGCUACAAAACGCAGUGCUAUUACACGUUAUAUAUAUUCAUUAUUUUGGGGGUUUCAGCAAAUAAGCACUUUAGCUGGAAAUCUUGUCCCAAGUUACUUCGAAGGAGAAGUUCUCUUCACUAUGGCUAUUGUUGGUUUGGGACUGCUGCUUUUUGCACUACUUAUCGGAAACAUGCAAAAUUUUCUCCAGGCUCUUGGAAGUCGGAAACUGGAAAUGCAACUUCGACGGCGUGAUGUUGAGAAGUGGAUGAGCCAUAGACGAUUGCCUGAAGAAUUGAGAAGGAGGGUUAGACAUGCAGAAAGGUUCACCUGGGCAGCUACUCAAGGAGUAAACGAAGAGGAGCUUUUAAGUAAUUUACCAGAAGAUAUCCAAAGGGACAUACGGCGACACUUCUUUAGAUUCCUUAAUAAGGUUCGAUUGUUCACCUUGAUGGAUUGGCCAAUCUUGGAUGCUAUCUGUGACAAAUUAAGACAAAACUUAUAUAUCAGUGGGAGUGACAUCCUUUAUCAAGGUGGCCCUGUUGACAAAAUGGUUUUCAUAGUGAGAGGUAAGUUAGAAAGCAUCAGCGCUGAUGGUAGCAGGGCUCCAUUACAUGAUGGAGAUGUAUGUGGAGAGGAGCUCCUCACAUGGUACUUGGAACACUCUUCAGCAAAUAAAGAUGGCGGGAAAAGCAGAUUCCAUGGUAUGCGCUUGGUUGCUAUUCGUACUGUGACAUGUUUAACAAAUGUUGAAGCUUUUGUACUUAGAGCAAGUGACCUCGAACAAGUCACUUCCCAGUUUGCACGGUUCUUGCGUAAUCCACGAGUGCAGGGAGCCAUCAGGUAUGAAUCGCCCUACUGGAGGACCAUUGCUGCAGCGCGCAUCCAAGUUGCAUGGAGGUACCGUAAGAGGCGACUAAAGCGGGCAGAAAGAUCAAGGCCGAGCGAAGAACCUGAUCGUAAACCUACAUGGUCUCAUUAUGCUUUUCAGCAUUGAUAGAGGGCUGAUAGUCUGCCUAAGUAGAUACUAACUACCUGUGCAGUCCUAGACUAUAGCUUCCAGAAAUCCUGAAUUCCUUGUUGGAAUGUAACCCGCGCGGUUAAAGUUUCUCUCGGCUUUCCAGUUCUCUGAUGUUGUAGCUCCAGAGGUGUGAAAACUAAUCUCCUGUAUAUAGUGAAAAAUUAUUUGAUUUCG
Molecule: messenger RNA, 2497 nt
Organism: Lolium rigidum
Lineage: Eukaryota; Viridiplantae; Streptophyta; Magnoliopsida; Poales; Poaceae
Product: probable cyclic nucleotide-gated ion channel 20, chloroplastic
Exons: 12
Coding region: 5-2299 (764 amino acids)
Biological process (GO): monoatomic ion transport; transmembrane transport
Cellular component (GO): membrane
Molecular function (GO): monoatomic ion channel activity
Source: RefSeq, a predicted model, not a curated record